AGGAUGGAGAUAGGAACGGGUAAAACCCUAGAUUGGUGCCAAUGGGGAACACCACAAACAGAGAAGAGUAGUACUUUUAACCCUGCUCUUUAAAACCCUAAAAACGUAUCUGCGUCAUAAACCCUCGCGCCUUUGCUCUCUCUCUCUUUCUCUCAAGUAGUAGUAGUAGUAAGCUAAAUAAGCUGCCUUUAUUUAUUUAAGUUAGCCGCCGCUUUUUAACUCUGAGAGAAAGUCAUGUUCUUUCACUUUCUCUCUUCUUGCCAUGGUUGGAUUUCUCGCUAAACCCGUUGAAGAAGAAGAGCUGCAAGUCCUAGUCGAUCAACAAGACCCCAAGGUAAAAGCUUUCAAGGACACUCUUGAUUUCCCUUCCCUCGAUUCUUUUCUUGAUUUCGAUUCCGUCUCUUGGUUUGGGAGUAAUCGAAACGUUGAGGAGUUUAGCAUUGAAGAUACCGACUUUGGUUUCUUUGAGAACAAUAUGGAUAUGGUUCAAGAAACUGUUAAGUCUGAGUCGAUUGAGAGAAAGCCUGAGCUUUGUGAUGGCAUAUCUGGCCAAGUUGCUGUGAGUUCGAUUAGUCCUGAGUCUAUGGUUGAAGAAAAGCCUGUGCUUUGUCAUGUCAUGUCUGAGCCAGUUGGAGUGAGCUCUAUUGAGGCUGGGUCGGUACAGCCCAAGGUCUGUGAUGAACCAGCAGUGAAAGAUUCAGAACCGGCUGUUUCUGACAACUCUAGGCCCAUGGAAGGUGAGACUGAGCCAGUUGUUGUGUCUGUUGCUUGCCCCACCAUGGAUUUGGAUGAUUCAGGGUCGAAGAAAACAGAUGAGGGUUUGGCUUGUUCUAUUGAAGUAGGGUUGAAGAAGGUAAGUUUGGCGAUGGAUGAUGAUGACAAGAUUGUUGAUGCUAAGGGAAAAUCGGAUUCUUCUGAUUCUGAGAGCGAAACCUCAAGCUCUUCUUCAAGCAGUGCUAGUAGUAGCAGUGAGGAGGAGGAGAGUGAUGACGAUGAGAGCGACCAAGAGGAAAAUAACAAGGAAAAGAAGUUUGAAGAUCACAUGCUCUUGGGGAAAGAGGAUGAUCUAGCAAGGGAACUUGAAGAGGGUGAGAUAGAGAAUUUAGGUGAGGAGUAUGGGGAUGACGAAAUUGAGCUUGUUGAUGAUGAUGAUGAUGAUGAUGAUGAUGAUGAUGAUGACGAUGAUGAAGUGAAUGAAAUGGUUGCUUGGAGCAAUGAUGAGGAUGAUGACUUCGGUUUGCAAACAAAAGAACCUAUAAGGUCAAAGAAUGAGCUCAAGGAGCUUCCUCCAGUUCCAGCUGUGGAUGUCACUCUGGAACCGCAUCAUGCCACACUUCCUGUUGGAGUUGUUCUUUCGAUAAUGAGCACACAAGUAAUAGUUGAGGGAAUGGAAAAGCACAGUCCUUUGACUGAAGGUUCUAUCCUCUGGUUAACUGAAAAAAGAACCCCAUUGGGACUGGUGGAUGAGAUCUUUGGACCCGUAAAAUGCCCUUACUAUAUUGUGAGGUUCAAUUCAGAGAGCGAAGUGCCAGAGGGGAUUAGUCAAGGAACACCUGUCUCUUUUGUCGCAGAUUUCGCUCAACAUAUCCUUAAUAUCAAGGAACUGCAGAAGAAAGGUUACGAUGCAUCUGGGGAUAACGACGAGGAGAUACCAGACGAGCUAGAGUUCUCAGAUGAUGAAAAAGAAGCUGAAUACAAAAGAAUGCAGAAGAUGGAGAAGAGAGGGAUGAUGAAUGACCAAAAACCUGGUAAUACAAGAAACAAGAAAAAGAAAAACCGAGAUCUCGAAAGGCCUACAAGCAACUACUCAGGAGAAUGGACAGAGAAUCAGGUAUCUAGUUCUCUAACCUCAAGCCGUUCUGAUCCGCGUGAGAUGGGUGGUCCGGUUCCAACUCUUCAUCCGCGUCCUCAAAUGGACGGUUUUCCUCCAAACAAUGCAGCGGCAUGGAGGCCCCAAAGUAAUCAGCAGCACCCAUAUCAGUUUCCUCCUAUACCUAAUCAGAUGGGAAUGCACAAUCUAGCCCCAAUGCAGAUACCUUUGAUGGCUAUGCAAAAUCAAAACCAAAUGAUGUUCCAACCACAAUUCAAUGGUGGCCAGAUGCCAAUGCCAGGUGGACCUAGAGGCUUAAACUUCUUUCCAGGCCAGGCUUCAGCGCCAUGGCCUGCAUUGGUUGGUCAGAACUGUUUCAACCAACCCUUUGGGAUGGGUCGCGGUAUUCAGCAGCAGCCAUUACCGAAUGAGCUGAAUUUUAAUCUGUUUUCUGAAGGUCUUCAGAUGCACCGGCCACAGCCACAAAUGCACGGGCCACAGUCUCAGAUGAAUCCACAGUUCCAAAUGCCACCACAGUUCCAAAGCCACCCGCAAUCUCCAAUGAACCCGCAGCACCAAAUGAUGCACCCACCACAGUCUCCAAUGAACCCGCAGUUCCAACGGCAACCACAAUCUGAUAUGAGACAAUACACGCAGUCACCAACUAACUCGCAUUCUCCAGUGCAAACACAGUCUCAAGGGUUUAGCAGCGGGCAGUCUUCUGAACGGGGAAGGGGGUUCCGUGGUCGUGGUAGAGGUAGAGGUCGGGGUAGGGGUCGCUUUGGACGUGGUCGAGGUAGGCAACAGUCGGGAUGAAACUGUUUUUUGUGAAGCAUUUUUGAUGUGUGUCAAAAAUAGGCUUUAUUUAGUUUUGUAUGCCAGUUUCUGACUCGAAAAAAAACAAAGCUACGGUGAUAUUUCUUCUUGCACCAGAAAUUUUUUUCACACAUAUUUUCUAAUU
Molecule: messenger RNA, 2771 nt
Organism: Camelina sativa (false flax)
Lineage: Eukaryota; Viridiplantae; Streptophyta; Magnoliopsida; Brassicales; Brassicaceae
Biological process (GO): ribosome biogenesis; box H/ACA snoRNP assembly; pseudouridine synthesis
Cellular component (GO): sno(s)RNA-containing ribonucleoprotein complex
Molecular function (GO): RNA binding
Source: RefSeq, a predicted model, not a curated record